GUCAGUAUGCGACAUAGAAAAAAAUAGAACAGGUUUGCCUGACGUCAUCAGAAGGCGCCGCCUAGUUAUGCUAAGUGUUUAUUUAUUUAGCUAAUUUCUAAAGGAUCAUAUGGUAUAUAAAGCGUGAUGGAGGUGAAUAAGGACGAAGCUGAACGGUGCAUCGAUAUUGCAGUCAAAGCAAUAAAGAAGAAAGAAGUUGACAAAGCGAAACGGUUUUUAGAAAAAGCACAGAGACUGUUUCCGACGGACAAGGCACACGCAUUGUUGGAGUCUCUGCAGCAGAAUGGACAUGCAUCCACUCACAGCGGUUCUGCAGGAGACAGCGAGGGUCCCGAGGAAAACCAGUCCAGUGCUAAUAACCACAGUGCUGCAGAGGAGACGAGAUCCGAAUCAGCCAAAGCAUACACUACAGAACAAGCAGAUGCUGUGAAAAGAAUAAAACAAUGUAAAAACUACUAUGAGAUUCUCGGGGUGCAGAAAGAUGCAUCAGAUGAUGACCUUAAAAAGGCGUAUAGGAAACUGGCGCUGAAGUUUCACCCGGAUAAGAACCAUGCACCUGGUGCUACAGAAGCUUUUAAAGCUAUUGGGAACGCGUACGCCGUGUUGUCCAACCCGGAGAAGAGGCGUCACUAUGAUCAGUAUGGCGAGGUGAGAAGCUGCGCUGGCAGACGAAGACACUCCGAGCGAGACUUCCAGCCUGAUAUCUCCCCAGAGGAUCUGUUUAACAUGUUCUUCGGAGGAGGAUUUCCCUCUAGUAAUGUUCACAUGUACAGCAACGGGCGAAUGCACUUCAGCCAACAGCGUGGUGCAAGAAGGGAAGAGAGAGGUGGUGGCUUGGCUCUCUUUGUCCAGCUCAUGCCCAUCCUCAUCCUUGUUAUUGUGUCCACGCUCAGCCAGAUGAUGGUGGCUGACCCCCCCUACAGCCUCAACUACAGACCUUCUGUAGGUCACACACAGAAGCGGCUGACGGAGACCCUGCGUGUGCCGUACUACGUGAGCGAGCGCUUCAGUCAGGAGUACAGCGGCGUGAAUCUGAGGCAGGUGGAGCGCAGCGUAGAGGACGACUACAUCUCCACCCUCCGCAACAACUGCUGGAAGGAGAAACAACACAAGGAGGGUUUGCUGUAUCGUGCACGCUAUUUUGGUGACAGUGACCUAUAUCAGAGAGCUCAGAGAAUGAGCACACCCAGCUGCUCCAGACUGGCCGAGGUUCAGACUUACGUCCACUGAUGAUGGACAAACCAACAUGAUCAUGGCAGGUGUAAAAUUGAAUCUUCCCAUUAAAGCAGUGGCAGACUGGUGACAUUCAGCCAAAGGAUAGAGACUUCCAAGUGUGUGUGUGUGUGUGUGUGUGUGUGUGUGUGUGUGUGUGUGUGUGUGUGUGUGUGUGUGUGUGUGAGAGAGAAAGAGAGACAGAGAGAGAUAUCUGUGUUAGUGAUGGAUCAUCUUGUAAGGGUUUGGAAAGGAAAGAAUCUUCCUCCAGCCCUUUACAGACCUGAGCUACACCUCAGUUAAGAAAUGAUCCAAUCUUUUAUAGUUUUAUCGAUCUGAAACGCAUUUAAUUCCCUUCUGGCUGAAACUUGUGUAAGAACUUAUACAUAUUAUUUGGUUUCAUAUAGAUCAUGAUCAAGUCACUAUGUAUUAAUUUAUUAAUUUAUAUAAUUGUACAUUUGAGAUUUAGCUAUGCAGGAUUUUAUUGAUUAGGUCAGACGUUAAAUAAGCAUUAAUGUUAAAUAAGCAUUAAUAAGCACUCCAUACUUUAACCUUUUAUCUUCGCCACUAGAAUUUCCACUGCUCUGUAGUUAAGUAGUAUUUAUUCAAGGAUCAGGACUUUUUUUAAGUAUGAUAUUAUAUAUAUUUUUAAAUUUUGCAAUGUUGACUAAAAAUCUGUAGCAGUGCUUCUCCUCUGGAUGAUACCAGAACAAUAAAAUCCUACGUGCCACUCACCUUACAA
Pangasianodon hypophthalmus (striped catfish) is the source of this 1954-nucleotide messenger RNA. It is a transcript of the gene dnajb12b, whose product is annotated as DnaJ heat shock protein family (Hsp40) member B12b. Gene Ontology annotation, cellular component: endoplasmic reticulum membrane. Lineage: Eukaryota; Metazoa; Chordata; Actinopteri; Siluriformes; Pangasiidae. Gene Ontology annotation, molecular function: Hsp70 protein binding. The record is from RefSeq and is a predicted model, not a curated record. Gene Ontology annotation, biological process: cellular response to misfolded protein. Bases 127 to 1230 code for a protein of 367 amino acids. The transcript has 9 exons.